ACGGGCAGCCGGGCCGCCGGCUCGCCCCCUCCCGCCCCGCAGCCGCCAGCCCCCGGCGAGGGUGCAGCCCGUGCCGCCGCGUCCCGCCCGCCGCCGCGUCCUCCGGGCAUGGAAGGAGGCUGCAAGCCCAACUCGUCGUCCAGCAGCCGGGACGAUGGCAACAGCGUCUUCCCCGCCAAGCCGCCCGCGACGGGCGCGGGCUCGAGCGGGGCCGAGAAGGGGCUGGGCAGCCCGGCGGGGGGCGGCGGCGGGCCGGGCGCCAAGGAGCUGGGCAACUCCGUGUGCUUCAAGGUGGACGGCGGCGGCGGCGAGGAGCCGGCCGGGGGCCUGGAGGACGCCGAGGGGCCCCGGCGGCAGUACGGCUUCAUGCAGCGGCAGUUCACCUCCAUGCUGCAGCCCGGCGUCAACAAAUUCUCCCUCCGCAUGUUCGGCAGCCAGAAGGCGGUGGAAAAGGAGCAGGAAAGGGUUAAAACUGCAGGCUUCUGGAUCAUCCACCCCUACAGCGACUUCAGGUUUUACUGGGAUUUAAUAAUGCUUAUAAUGAUGGUUGGCAAUCUGGUCAUCAUACCUGUUGGAAUCACGUUCUUCACAGAACAAACAACAACACCCUGGAUUAUUUUCAAUGUGGCCUCAGACACAGUGUUCCUCUUGGACCUGAUCAUGAAUUUUAGGACUGGGACUGUCAAUGAAGACAGCUCUGAAAUCAUCCUGGACCCUAAAGUGAUCAAGAUGAAUUAUUUAAAGAGCUGGUUUGUGGUGGACUUCAUCUCAUCAAUCCCAGUGGAUUAUAUCUUCCUCAUCGUAGAAAAGGGAAUGGAUUCAGAAGUUUACAAGACAGCCAGAGCACUUCGCAUCGUGAGGUUUACAAAAAUUCUCAGUCUCUUGCGUUUAUUGCGACUUUCAAGAUUAAUUAGAUACAUACAUCAGUGGGAGGAGAUUUUCCACAUGACCUAUGACUUGGCCAGCGCAGUGGUGCGCAUCUUCAACCUCAUCGGCAUGAUGCUGCUGCUGUGCCACUGGGACGGCUGCCUGCAGUUCCUGGUGCCGCUGCUGCAGGACUUCCCCUCCGACUGCUGGGUGUCGCUCAACAAGAUGGUCAACGACUCCUGGGGGAAGCAGUAUUCCUAUGCGCUCUUCAAGGCCAUGAGCCACAUGCUGUGCAUUGGGUACGGCGCACAGGCCCCGGUCAGCAUGUCGGACCUGUGGAUCACCAUGCUCAGCAUGAUCGUGGGCGCCACCUGCUACGCCAUGUUCGUGGGCCACGCCACGGCUCUGAUCCAGUCUCUGGAUUCCUCCAGACGGCAGUAUCAAGAGAAGUAUAAGCAAGUGGAACAAUACAUGUCAUUCCACAAGUUGCCAGCUGAUAUGCGUCAGAAGAUUCACGAUUACUAUGAACACAGAUACCAAGGCAAGAUCUUUGAUGAGGAAAAUAUUCUCAAUGAACUCAAUGAUCCUCUGAGAGAGGAGAUAGUCAACUUCAACUGUCGGAAACUCGUGGCCACGAUGCCUCUGUUUGCCAACGCUGACCCCAAUUUUGUGACUGCCAUGCUGAGUAAGUUGAGAUUCGAGGUGUUUCAACCUGGAGAUUACAUCAUACGAGAAGGAGCUGUGGGUAAAAAAAUGUACUUCAUUCAGCAUGGCGUUGCAGGAGUCAUCACAAAGUCCAGUAAAGAGAUGAAGCUGACCGACGGCUCGUACUUCGGAGAGAUUUGCCUGCUGACCAAGGGACGCCGCACUGCCAGUGUUCGAGCUGACACAUACUGUCGUCUUUAUUCACUUUCCGUGGACAACUUCAACGAGGUCCUGGAGGAAUAUCCGAUGAUGAGAAGAGCCUUUGAGACCGUGGCCAUUGACCGACUAGAUCGGAUAGGCAAGAAAAACUCAAUUCUCCUGCAAAAGUUCCAGAAGGAUCUUAACACUGGUGUUUUCAACAACCAGGAGAACGAGAUCCUGAAGCAGAUCGUGAAGCACGACCGGGAGAUGGUGCAGGCCAUCGCGCCUCCUCCGCUGGGCUACCCGCAGACGCCGGGACCCCCGAACAACGCCGCGCCCGCCUCCCGCCUGCGGACCCAGUCGCCGCCCGUGUACCCCGCGACCAGCCGGCCCCCUAGCAGCCUGCACUCCCCGAGCCCGGGCGCGCAGCCCCCGCAGCCCGCCGCCGUCCUCUCGCCCUGCUCCUACACCGCGGCCGUCUGCAGCCCGCCCGUCCAGAGCCCGCUGGCCUCCGCCCGGACUUUCCACUAUGCCUCCCCGACGGCGUCCCAGCUGUCCCUGGUGCACCCGCCGGUCCCGGCCCCGCAGCCCCAGCCUCUGCAGCAGCCCCCGCAGCAGCCCCCGCAGCCCCUGCAGCCCAGCGGCAGCUCCACGCCCAAAGCCGACGUGCACAAGAGCACGCAGGCCCUGCACAACGCCAGCCUGAGCCGGGAGGUCAGGCCCCUCUCGGCCUCGCAGCCCUCGCUGCCCCACGAGGCGUCGUCCACCCCGAUUUCCAGACCGCACCCCACCGUGGGCGAGUCCCUGGCCUCCAUCCCCCAGCCCGCGCCGGCCGUCCACCCUGGCGGGAGCCUGCAGGCGGCGGGCAGGGGCACCGUCCCCCAGAGGGUCACCCUGUUCCGACAGAUGUCCUCCGGAGCCAUCCCGCCGCCCCGAGGGGUCCCGCCCGCACCCCCUCCGCCGGCGGCGGCCCCGCUUCCGAAAGAGCCUUCCUCAGUCUUAAAAACAGACCCAGAGGCCGAAAAGCCACGGUUUUCUUCGAAUUUAUGAUCCCUGCCCGACGGUUCACACAGACUCGAAUAAACCACCCACCGAGGACAUUCUCAGAUCUUAUUUUAUUCUAUCUCCCGACACAUCCCUAUAGCCUAUGAUGAAGAGAUAUUUUAGACAGCUCUGGCCUACACGCAAAAUGUAAAAUAUAUAAAUAUAUAUAAAUAUAUAUAUAUACAUAUACUAUUAAAUAUAUAUAUAUAUAUCUUAAAAUCCCAAGGGAAACUCAAAGACUUGUUUAGCAUUCAGUGUUAUAUAUGUCUUCCUUGCUUUCAAUCAUUAAAAGAGGAUUUAAAAUGUUGUUGUAAGAUUAUUUAUUUUUUAACCUGCUUUUUUCCCUGAAUUCCUUCGAUAUGUGUAUUUCUCUAUUUUAGGAAGAGUUCUGGGAUUCGAGGCAAACAAAACCCUGAUUUUUAAAGGGAAAGCUCAAAAGAGCUACUGAUUGGCACCAAUCAACACCUCUUUCAUUAGCUGUGUCUCUGCAUCUAAAUUGUGAAUCAGGCGUUAUGGAGGGGGAAAUAGCAGAUCUAAAUUGCCAUUUGGUGCUUUCCGUUUUGACUUAGGUUAAAGAACAGUUGCAUAUGCUUGGCCACAGUAGGAGAUGAGCAGCCAGUGUUAGGAGUAUCGCUAACCUUAACCAUGUUCAUUGUUCAUUCAGACAGCAGAGGGGAUAUUUCUCUUCCUGUGUUAUUGGACUUUUACCAAGACUCAAUCCAUGCUAGUUGUAAAUAAUCUUUUCAGCCCAAAUGAAAAAUAGCUAUUCUGUGCUGAAUGAAGGUCAAAGUCAUCACUUAAGAAUUUAGUUUUAUUGUUUCACUUCAAAAUCUAGAGUUUUAAAUUUUUACAAAACCGAAUUGUGACAAUUAUUCAACUGUAAUGCAAUGGCUUGAAACCUACAAUGUUAUUUUAACCUGCAAUGUUUUUAUGCAAAAUUGUAUGCUUGACUCUACAAAUCGCUUGUAUUACACCGAGAACCAUCACUUUUCUUCCUUCUUGCCAUAAUCAAGCAUUGGAAAAUAUCCCUGCAUGCUUUUUUAUUUUUUAUUUUUUUGGCGGUUGGGGGUGGGGGGUGGGAGAGGGAAGGGGUUAAAAGCAGUCAUUGUAGGGAAAGGCUUACAGCAUUUCUCCUUUCUGGAAAAAUAUACCAAUUUUAUUAACUGCCUAUCUUAAAAUUCCUAUAAGUUUGACUCAGAUGGAACUCUAUCUUAAGAUUAGAAGUGAGGUUUUUGCUUUCUUUCAAUAUGAUUACUAUUAUUGUUAUUAUUUAAAUAAUGACUUGUAAAUCACAGCUUGAUUUGGAGUUGCCUGUGUGUUCUGUCUUCACUGUAGUUGGUAGCUUACUGUGGUAUUGACUUAAAGAAAGAAAUGCUCAUAGCAGCAGCAUCUCUGUUGGGAACACAUGCUUUGCUCUAUGUAUACUGUAACUGAGUGGUUAGGAAAUCUUAAGGCAUAUGGUGUUAACAUGGGCCUUGGAUAGGAAGUGUAUUGUCUUAAGAGUGUGAGAAAAGUUUAGAUAUGGUGACAGAAAGAAGGGGGGAACUGAAUGUGAGCAUUGUUUGUUUAUUUGUCUGUUUCCUUAACUCUUUCAAUGAUCUGGGAGCAUCUUCUCCCUCUGAAGGGAGUCCCUUAGUCCUGAUUUGUGCCUAAUGCAUCCCAGGAACGUGGUGGGUGGCUGGAACACAAUUGGAGGAUCCCUGGUUACCACCUUCUAUAAAUAACCCAACUUGAGAGAAUGGCCUAGCGUGGAGGUCUUCAGUAUCUUUGGCCCCGGUGAUACUUUGAAGAACGUAAGCAAGACCCCUCAUUCAACUGGAAGGGCCUCCAGAUAGACUUGAAGACAGAAAACAAAACAAAAGCAAAAACUCUAACAUAGAUAUCCAGGCUGCCUGUUAUGCCUUUUGUGGGAAAAAUAUCUAUAAUACCAAAAUGAGUCAUGGUGUUUAAUUUCUGACAGAUCCCAACUUGUGCGGAUCAACAGUGCUAGUCAAUGUAAUGUUGUCAGUACCAUGCUGGUAACAGAAUGGUGUGUCAGGAACGGUGCAAGAAAGGGGUUGUUCAGUCUACCUACAUCCUAUGGGAAAGCUGCAAGAACAUUUACAUAUCAGUACAAAACUCCUUUAUUUUAUUAAAAGAUGGAGAGUUAAUGUCAAUUUAUUAAGAUCAUGUAUGGAUCCUUUAAAUUAUUAAAGGUUUACAUUUGAUAGGACAAAUGGGUUUGGUAGUGAAAUAUUUUUAUACAAUAGAUACAUUUUUGGCUUUUUAUUUCGAGGACUACUGGGAAAUGUGAGCAGGGUUGAAUUGUAUGUUUUUUUUUUUCAGUGCAAACAGAACAUUUUUAUUCUCUUUGUAACAGAAUGGACGAAAAGCUAAGGCUUGUAUGUUAAAGUAACAGUGGUGCAGGGUGAAUUAUUUACAUCUAUGUAUGAAUCUAUAUACUUAGGUGAAGAGAAAAAAAAUGACUCACAUUCCUGUAAUGUAAAAGCCAAUUGCUAGUUGACAAGUGACCUCUUUUCUCUGUACCUAGGUAAGCCCAUGAGUAUGGAGUUUUAAUCUGUACAGAAAGAAAUGUAUUAUUGAAAAGAUUGGUCUUUCUGCUGCUGGGAAAAUAGUAGAUAGCUGAUUCUUCCAACAACUGUAUGAUCAGGGAUGCGGUAGAGUAUUUCUUUUGUCUUUGCUCAAAGCCAUACAAAAUAAAUAUAUAAAGAUUAUUAAUAAAUUCAACAAAAUAAACUAAAA
Molecule: messenger RNA, 5499 nt
Organism: Pipistrellus kuhlii (Kuhl's pipistrelle)
Lineage: Eukaryota; Metazoa; Chordata; Mammalia; Chiroptera; Vespertilionidae
Gene: HCN1
Product: hyperpolarization activated cyclic nucleotide gated potassium channel 1
Exons: 8
Coding region: 109-2763 (884 amino acids)
Biological process (GO): potassium ion transport; transmembrane transport
Cellular component (GO): membrane
Molecular function (GO): voltage-gated potassium channel activity
Source: RefSeq, a predicted model, not a curated record